AUGGCUUCAUCUUCUUCCUCUGCUCCAUCUUCUCAAUCUCCAAAGAAAUAUGACGUUUUUAUUAAUUUCAGAGGUGAGGACACCCGCUUCAACUUCACAGGCCACUUUCAUGAAGCUCUUUGCAGAAACCAAAUAGAUACAUACAUCGACUAUAGACUUGAGAAAGGAGAUGAGGUGUGGCCAUCUCUUGAGAAAGCCAUUGAAGAUUCAACUCUGUUCAUAGUGAUAUUCUCAAAAAACUAUGCAUCUUCCACGUGGUGCCUGAAGGAGCUUGCAAAAAUAUUAGAGUGCUCCAAAAAUCAAGGUUGCUUUGUUAUGCCGGUGUUCCACAGAGUGGAUCCUUCACAUGUGAGGAAGCAGUCUAGGAGUUACCAAAAAGCAUUCGAAGAACAUGAGCGCAAAAGAAGCAUUAACAAUCAACAACUGCAAAAGUGGAGGGAGGCUCUUACUCAAGCUGCCAAUUUGUCUGGUUGGCAUUGUAGCUUCAAUAGGGAUGAAGCGGAGCUAAUUAAAGAAAUAGUGAAUUGUGUCACGCAAAAGUUGGGCCCUAGGUAUCGAAGGGAAGAUUAUCUAGAAGGCUUGAUUGGAAUUCACAAAAGAAUGGCCGCUAUAGAAUCAUUGUUGGGCAAAGUUUCAAAUAAUAGUGGUUGCCAAUUCAUUGGAAUUUGGGGCAUGGGCGGUUUGGGCAAAACAACUCUUGCAAAAGCAUUGUUUAACAAGUUGCAUUUUACAUAUGAAGGGUCUUGCUUUUUGGCUAAUGUAAGGGAAGAAUCAAAGAAAAAUGGGACAGAUGCUUUGAGGGAAAAAAUUGUUUGGAAGUUAUUAGGGGAUAAAGAAUCUCACUUUGGCAAUGCCAUAUAUCCUUAUACCAUGAGUAGGCUUGGUCGGAAAAAAGUUUUCAUUGUGCUUGAUGAUGUUGAACAAUUAGAAAAUUUAGUUGGAAGACGUCAGUUUGGAUCAGGCAGCAAAGUCUUAAUAACAACCAGAGAUAAGCAAGUGCUUGGUAAGGAAGUGGAUGAUAUAUAUGUGCUUUAUUGUUUGGAUCCUGAUGAAGCUUUUCAACUUUUCUCCUUGAAUGCUUUCAAAAAAGGCUACAGUGAUCCAAAGAUAAGAGGGCUAGUAGAAAAGGUGACUGAAUAUGCAAGUGGAAAUCCAUUGGCCCUAAAGGUUUUAGGCUCCUUCUUGCACAGCAAAAAGCAAGAAGCAUGGAAAAGCCAAUUGGAAAAGCUUCAAAAAUUUCCUUGUCCAAAAGUCAAUGAUAUCCUCAGAUUGAGCUUUGAAGGACUUGAUGAUGAGGAAGAGAAAAAUAUUUUCUUGCAUAUUGCAUGUUUUUUCAAUUAUGAUUAUGAUGUUGAGAGUGUUAAAAAAUUGUUAGAUGCAUGCAGUUAUUCAAUCGAAAUUGGAUUGGCGAGACUUGAAGAUAAGGCUCUUUUAGAUAUUGAUAGAGGAAAAAUAUGUAUGCACAGUCUGAUAAAACAAAUGGGUAAACAAAUUGUUCGUGAAGAAUCAUUAAAUUAUCCAACAUGGUGCAACAUAUUUUGGAUUUUCAAGAAAAGUGUUGAAAUAUUGAAGAAAAAUAUGGGAAGUAUUGAAGGCAUGAUUAUGAACCUUUUAGAAGUUGAAGAGACGCGAGUAAUUAUUAAAGCAUUUCGUUCAAUGCCCAAUCUAAAGUUUCUCAGGGUUUAUGGAAAUUUAAAUGUUCAGCUUAUGAACAAGUUAAAUGCUUCUGGUAUGAUGUUUUUGUCAAGAAACCUCAUGCUAUUGGAUUGGGUAGGAUGCCCUUUAAAGACCUUGCCGACAACAUUCAAGGGUGAAAAUCUUGUUGAAAUAAACAUGCCCAACAGCAAAUUGACAAAACUUUGGGAUGGAGAGCAGAGCCUUUGUGAUUUAGUGCUAAGAGGUUGCAAAAACCUUACCAGCCUGACGAGCAACACCCAUCUCAAAUCACUGAGGAACCUGGACAUGACAGGGUGCUCAGGACUAUGCGAAUUUUCGGUUACCACAAAUGAAAAAUAUCGGUCUGUAUUGAAGCUCUGUGGAGCAGCCAUCAAUGGUGAGUUGUGCUCAUCAAGUGGACAUCUCAGCAAAAUUUAUCUUUUGAAUCUAGAAAAAUGCAAAGGUGUGACAAGUCUUCACAAAUUGGUUGACGCGCGCACCCUUCGGCGCCUUAAUGCUGAAUAUUGUAAUAAGCUAGCAUCAAAUCUACGUUCCACAUUUGAUGAGAUGCGUGCUUUGCAAUAUCUAGAGCUAACUGAUUGUAGUGAAUUAUAUGAAGUGCCUGACAACAUCAGCUUCUUGUCGUCAUUAGGUCAGUUAGAUCUCUCGAGGAGUAAUAUAGAGACUUUACCUUUAAGCAUAAAAAAUCUUUCAAGACUGGAGGUUCUUUUCUUAAAUGGAUGCGAAAGGCUUCGGUCUCUACCACAACUCCCUCCCUCUAUCCGUAGACUGAGCACCAACGACUGCCUGUCCCUUGAGACUUUACAUUCACCUUUAAUGAGUAGAGAUAAAGAGGGAAAACAUUAUUUUUACUUCAGUUUCAGAAAUUGCAUGAAGUUGGAUGGGCUGUCAAUCAAAGCUGUUGAGGCCACGGUGCUACUUUCCAUAAAUAAUAACAAAGACAUUGAUUACAGGGCUGCAAUGGAAUAUCCGGGAGAAAGAGUUGCAGAGUGGGUCAUGUAUAGGACUACGCAGUCUUUGGUGACUGUGGAUCUCAGUUCCAUUCCACAACCUUGGGAUGGCGCUUUCAUUUUCUGCGCCGUCAUUCCUAGAUCGUUGUCGAAGUGGACAAAUAUUAAUGCCAAAUUGUUUAUUGAUGGUCAAUAUGCUUGGGAGUCUAGAAGCGCACCUGUCUAUGGGCCCCUGUUGGUAAAUCAUGUUGUUCUUUGGUACGAUGCAGAGUUACGUAGACAAGUACAAAGGAAAAUUGAAGACAAGAAAAGACAAGCUCAAAGCAACACUUAUCAUCCAUUGAUUCGAAUUGAAUUCAUGUGGGAGGGUGAAGAUUUAGGAGAGAGAAAAGAGUGGGGGGUGUGGCCGACAUCUACAGUUGAAUAUCAAAAUUACAUCAAAAAAAUUCAAUUGGCAUCAUUGCAUCCACAUCGUAGCUCUAAUGCGACGCAAUCGGCCUCUCAAAAGCGCAAAUAUCACAGCCUACUUCGAUGA
Molecule: messenger RNA, 3162 nt
Organism: Neltuma alba
Lineage: Eukaryota; Viridiplantae; Streptophyta; Magnoliopsida; Fabales; Fabaceae
Product: disease resistance-like protein DSC1
Exons: 4
Coding region: 1-3162 (1053 amino acids)
Biological process (GO): signal transduction; defense response
Molecular function (GO): ADP binding
Source: RefSeq, a predicted model, not a curated record